GUCGGGCCCUUCCUCGACGGCGUCGUCGGCGGCUGGGCUCAGCGACAGCACGUCGGCCGGCUCGCGCGCGCGCAUCUUCUCGCUCCUCGGCGGGUGCCUCAUGGGCGGCUUCGCGUGCGGGCCCCUGUUCGGCAGCGCCCUCAUCACCUGGACCGGCGGCUGGGUCCUCGCCCCUUUCUACGUCGCCCUCGGCCUCCACUGCGCCUUUGUCGCCGGCCUCGCCUUGGUCCUCCCCGAGUCGCUGUCGCACGAGCGCCAGCUCGCCGCCCGCGAGCGCCACCGCCUCGACAAGGUCGCCCAGCGCGACGCCGACAAGCAGCGCGACGCCGACGACGCGCACGCCGGCCGCCACCACGGCUCGUCGCUCGUGCGCCGCACCUUGCGCUCGGCCCGCCGCCAGGCCGCCAAGCCGUUCGCGUUCCUCAAGCCCAUGGCGCUCCUCCUCCCGCGCACCGUCACCGACGAGGCCGACAAGGAGCUGCGCACCAACAUCGAGUGGGGCGCGAGUCUCGACGAGUACUGGCACCCCAAGGACGUGUGGCGCGGCAAGGCCGGCGAGUCGGCCCCCUCGGCGGCGGCGUCGUCGGGUCGCCGCGACUGGGCCCUGACCAAGAUCGCGACGGCGUACGCCCUCAACAUGGGCAUCAUGGGCGUCAUGACGGUCAAGCUCUUGUACGCCCGCACCGAGUUUGGGUGGGCUCCGACCACGACGGGCUACUUCUUGUCCUACAUGGGCUUCAUGCGCCUCUUGACGCUCCUCGUCGUCCUCCCGCUCGGCAUCAAGCUCCUGCGCCGGCGGCCCAUCCCUUCCCCGUCUCGCCCUCGCCCGACCUCGUCCUCGGACGCCGACGUCGACACGGUCGCCGCCGAGAAGCAGUGGGACGCCGAGGCGCGCUGGCUCAAGAUCGUCGCCGACUCGCACUUUGACCUCGUCCUCGCGCGCCUGUCGCUCGGCAUCGACGCGCUCGGGUUCCUCCUGUUCCUCGUCGCGCCCCUCGUCGGCGCCCCUCGCGCCUCGUCGGCCCACACGGCCGUCUUCCUCGUCGCCGUCCUCGUCCAGUCGCUCGGCUCGGGCGCGUCGCCGGCCAUCCAGUCGCUCGCGUUGGCCCACUCGACCCCGCGCGAUGCCGGCCGCCUCUUUGCGUCGCUCAGCGUCGUCCAGGCCCUCGCGGCCCAGGUCGUGAGCCCCGUCCUGUUCACGGCCGUCUUUAGCCGAACCGUCGGCCGGUUCGACGAGGGCAUCUUUGCCCUCGCCUUCGCCCUCUCGGUCGCGAGCUUUGCCGCAUUGAGCAGCGUCCGGCUCCGGCGCGUGCACGUUGCCGCGCCCGGUGCCCGCACGUCGACCGACGGCGAGCGUGCCGCCGUCGACGAGGCCGCGGUCGGCUCGGCGGCCGCGCCGGCACCAGGACGCGCCGCCGUCGUCGGCGGGCGCAAGACCAAGUCGUCGCUCGUCCCGCAGCGCGGGUUCGAGCCCGAGGAUGACGACGAGCAGGAGGACGUCGCCAAGGGUGGACGCACGCGUGGGAGGGGCAGGGAGCGCCGAGGGAGCUGGAGCGCGCCGGCGUCCGAGCCGUACAGGGACUAGACGGCGCUCGACGAGCUCGGGACGGCGGUGGAGCUCGCGAGCAUGGCGAGGGAUAGAGACGGCGAGUGGAGGUGUACAUAGCGCGGCGUUAGAGAACGCGAGGAGGAGGUCUCGGUCGUUCUUGUGUCUAGUUUUCUGCCCGUGUAGCUCUCCUUCCAGGUUCUCGUCAUUGCUUGCCAUCACAGACGCGAUCUGUUCUCUCUC
Rhodotorula graminis WP1 is the source of this 1789-nucleotide messenger RNA. RefSeq lists its product as uncharacterized. Gene Ontology annotation, biological process: transmembrane transport. The record is from RefSeq and is a predicted model, not a curated record. Gene Ontology annotation, molecular function: transmembrane transporter activity. NCBI's taxonomy places the organism in Eukaryota, Fungi, Basidiomycota, Microbotryomycetes, Sporidiobolales, Sporidiobolaceae. Bases 101 to 1585 code for a protein of 494 amino acids. The transcript is spliced from 3 exons. Gene Ontology annotation, cellular component: membrane.